This is a messenger RNA of Suricata suricatta (meerkat), 1786 nucleotides long. RefSeq names its product Fc receptor like 2 (gene FCRL2). Gene Ontology annotation, biological process: cell surface receptor signaling pathway. Gene Ontology annotation, molecular function: transmembrane signaling receptor activity. The record is from RefSeq and is a predicted model, not a curated record. The coding region runs from base 268 to 1584 and encodes 438 amino acids. The transcript has 8 exons. NCBI's taxonomy places the organism in Eukaryota, Metazoa, Chordata, Mammalia, Carnivora, Herpestidae.
CCGCGCCCAAGUCGCCAGCAGACAUAUGUAAGUGCUAACUGUCAUCAGCUCCUAGAGGAGGGGUUUCUUCAGCUUCUAGAGGGACCAUCGUCUCCGCGCAGCACUUACCGGAAAGAAGACCUCGGCCAGACACUGACAAACCCUUCUACUUCCUUUUUUUGCUAAUUGCACAAAACUUACUAAGGAAAGCGGUUUCCAUUCCCUGCAGACAGACCCCAGCAGGUGGCCGAAGGGACAUCUCUUUUUGGAUAGCUGACCCGGGUCCUCAUGCUGCUGUGGUCACUGCUGGUCAUCUUUGCUCCAGUCAGCGGAAAAUCAGACUGGCUGACCCUCAGGGCUCCCUCUGCUGUCUUUGAAGGAGACAGAGUAGAAGUGACAUGCCAGAAGAAAAAGGACUGGUGGACGGUCAAGACUGUGGCACAUUAUAAGGACGGAGACCAGAUACAGCUUUCAGAUAAAGUCUUAGACCUCUCUAUCCGAAGAGCGGUUCUGAGUGACAGUGGCAAUUACUCCUGUGUGGUUGCUGCUACUCUAGGUCUCUUCCCAAGGAAGGAAACUUCAGGAAGUGUAAUGAUCACAGUUCAAGAGCUAUUUCUGCGCCCUGUGCUCACAGUCAGCCCCUUCCGACCCACCGAGGGGAGCCCAGUGACCCUGACCUGUGAGACUCGGCUGUCUCCACAGAGGUCAAGUGCUCAGCUCCGAUUUUGCUUCUUCAGAGAUGGCCGAGCCCUGGGGUCCUGCUGGAGCAGAUCCCCAGAGCUCAGGCUCCCUGCCAUGUGGGCUGAAGACUCAGGGUCCUACUGGUGCAAGGCAGAGACGGUGACUCCCAGCGUCACAAAACAGAGCCCCCAAUCCCAGAUUCACGUGCGGAGAGUGCCUGUCUCUAACGUGAGCUUAGAGAUGCGGGCCCCCCACGGCCAGGUGAUCGAAGGGGGGACUCUGGUCCUGCUCUGCUCAGUGGCUGAAGGCACAGGAGACAUCACAUUCUCCUGGCACAGAGAGGCCACAGGAACCAGCGUGGGACGGAAGACCCAGUGCUCCCGGGUGGCGGAGCUGCAGGUCGCGGCUGUGCAGGAGCAUGACACCGGUGGCUACUACUGCAGAGCUGACAACGGCCUCGGCCCCACCCAGAGCAAGGUGCUGAGUGUCCUUGUAAAAAUGCCAGCAUCCCGCCCAGUCCUCACCAUCAGGGCACCCAGGGCCCCGGCCAUGGAGGGGGACGUGGUGGAGCUUCGCUGUGAGGCCCAGAGGGGCUCUCCCCCCAUCCUGUACCGGUUUUACCAUGAGGACAAUGCCCUGGGGAACAGCUCAGACCCCUUUGGAGGAGAAGCCUCCUUCAACCUUUCUGUGACUGCAGAACAUUCUGGAAACUACUCCUGCGAAGCUGACAAUGGUCUCGGGGCCCAGCGCAGCGAGGUGGUGCCGCUCCGUAUCUCAGCGACCAGCAGCUACAGAAAAGACCACGUCACAGACAGAGCUCUCGGGCUGCUGGCUGUCCCUGCGUGCGCUGCUGCUGGCCUGCUGAUUUACUGCAGGUUCCGCAAGGCGUCAGGAGGGCGCUCGGCCGCUAAUACACUCAGGUGAGGACUUGUCCUUUUCAAACCAGGCGCUCUAGAGCCUUCCUCAUUCGUGAUUUGAAAUACCCUCUGCUUCUCCCACCUGCACGAAUUACACAGUACCUUUCUGGGAUAUGCACCCCUGUCAUUCAUUACAUUUCUCAGGGUGCUAAGGGCACAAUUCUAGGUGUUAUCUUCAUGGGAGUUGACAUUUCUUUUUAUUUUAAUUU